This is a messenger RNA of Candoia aspera, 6434 nucleotides long. RefSeq names its product cullin 5 (gene CUL5). Gene Ontology annotation, molecular function: protein-macromolecule adaptor activity; ubiquitin protein ligase binding. The coding region runs from base 352 to 2694 and encodes 780 amino acids. Gene Ontology annotation, cellular component: Cul5-RING ubiquitin ligase complex; SCF ubiquitin ligase complex. The transcript is spliced from 19 exons. The record is from RefSeq and is a predicted model, not a curated record. Lineage: Eukaryota; Metazoa; Chordata; Lepidosauria; Squamata; Candoiidae. Gene Ontology annotation, biological process: protein ubiquitination; SCF-dependent proteasomal ubiquitin-dependent protein catabolic process.
CUCCUCGGCGCCGCAUCAUGCGGGCUUGGCCGGCCCCUCGCGCGGAGCCGGAACGCCGCCGCUACUCCCGCCGCCAGACCCCGGAGUCCCGCGGGGCCGCUGUCGCCAUGAGGCGCUGAGACUGGCGGCCCGCAGGAAAGCCCAAGACGCCGAUCCGCCGCCGCCGAGCAAGCAGCCAAGCCGAGAGUCUCGAGUCGAGCCUCGCCUCGCGCUCGCGGCCCGCCUGAGACCAUGUAAACGGAGACCGGCUUCAGCCCGAAGGCCGGCCCCGAAGAGCGGGGAGGGCGCCGGAGCUGCUGGCUCGCGAAGGCCCCGCCGUGCUCCGGAGCGCGCGUGGGUUGGAGGGAGAACAUGGCGGCGUCUAAUCUCCUAAAGAAUAAAGGUUCACUUCAGUUUGAAGACAAAUGGGAUUUCAUGCGCCCAAUUGUUCUGAAGCUUUUACGUCAGGAAUCUGUUACUAAACAACAAUGGUUUGAUCUAUUUUCAGAUGUCCAUGGAGUUUGUUUGUGGGAUGAUAAAGGCCCAGCAAAAAUACACCAGGCUUUGAAAGAAGAUAUCCUUGAUUUUAUUAAGCAAGCACAGGCGAGAGUGCUGAGCCACCAAGAUGAUACUGCAUUACUGAAAGCCUAUAUUGUAGAGUGGCGUAAAUUCUUCACACAAUGUGAUAUCCUACCCAAGCCAUUUUGUCAGUUAGAGAUUACUCUCAUGGGUAAACAAGGCAGCAAUAAAAAAUCCAAUGUAGAAGACAGUAUUGUACGGAAGCUCAUGCUAGAUACUUGGAAUGAGUCCAUAUUUUCAAACAUAAAAACCCGCCUUCAAGACAGUGCAAUGAAGUUGGUCCAUGCUGAGCGUUUAGGAGAAGCAUUUGACUCUCAACUUGUCAUUGGUGUUAGAGAAUCUUAUGUUAAUCUGUGUUCCAAUCCUGAUGAUAAACUCCAGAUUUAUCGGGAUAAUUUUGAAAAAGCAUACCUAGAUUCAACAGAGAGAUUUUAUAGAACUCAAGCCCCUUCGUAUUUGCAGCAAAAUGGUGUGCAGAAUUAUAUGAAAUAUGCAGAUGCUAAAUUAAAGGAAGAAGAGAAAAGAGCACUACGGUAUUUAGAAACGAGGCGUGAAUGUAACUCUGUAGAAGCACUUAUGGAGUGCUGUGUGAAUGCUUUGGUGACAUCUUUUAAGGAGACAAUUUUAGCCGAAUGCCAAGGCAUGAUCAAACGCAAUGAAACAGAUAAAUUACAUUUAAUGUUUUCAUUGAUGGAUAAAGUUCCUAAUGGAAUAGAGCCUAUGUUAAAAGAUUUAGAAGAACAUAUUGUUAAUGCUGGAUUAGCAGAUAUGGUGGCAGCUGCUGAAACUAUUACUACUGAUUCUGAAAAGUAUGUAGAACAAUUGCUUACACUGUUUAAUAGAUUUAGCAAGUUAGUUAAAGAAGCCUUUCAAGAUGACCCGAGAUUUCUUACUGCCAGAGAUAAAGCAUAUAAAGCAGUUGUUAAUGAUGCUACAAUAUUUAAACUUGAAUUGCCAUUGAAACAGAAGGGUGUUGGAUUGAAAACACAACCUGAGUCCAAGUGCCCAGAGCUACUUGCAAAUUAUUGUGAUAUGUUAUUAAGAAAAACACCACUAAGCAAAAAAUUAACCUCUGAAGAAAUAGAAGCAAAACUUAAAGAAGUGCUAUUGGUACUCAAGUAUGUACAGAACAAAGAUGUUUUUAUGAGAUACCACAAAGCUCAUUUAACACGGCGUCUUAUAUUGGACAUAUCAGCAGACAGCGAAAUAGAAGAGAACAUGGUUGAAUGGCUGCGAGAAGUAGGUAUGCCAGCAGAUUAUGUAAAUAAAUUGGCAAGGAUGUUUCAGGAUAUUAAGGUAUCUGAAGAUCUUAACCAGGCCUUCAAGGAAAUGCACAAAAAUAAUAAACUGGCCCUCCCAGCUGAUUCUGUGAAUAUUAAAAUUUUAAAUGCUGGGGCCUGGUCCAGAAGUUCUGAAAAAGUUUUUGUAUCACUGCCUACGGAAUUAGAAGACCUCAUCCCUGAGGUUGAAGAGUUCUACAAAAAGAACCACAGUGGCAGGAAGCUUCACUGGCAUCAUUUAAUGUCCAAUGGAAUUAUAACUUUCAAGAAUGAAGUUGGUCAGUAUGACUUGGAGGUUACAACAUUUCAGUUGGCUGUGCUUUUUGCAUGGAAUCAAAGGCCCCGAGAAAAAAUUAGCUUUGAAAACCUUAAGCUAGCAACAGAACUUCCAGAUGCUGAGCUUAGGAGAACUUUGUGGUCUCUUGUAGCAUUUCCAAAGUUGAAACGUCAGGUUUUGCUAUAUGAACCUCAAGUCAAUUCGCCCAAAGACUUUACAGAGGGAACUCUCUUCUCAGUGAACCAGGAGUUCAGCUUGAUAAAAAAUGCUAAAGUUCAAAAAAGAGGUAAGAUAAACCUUAUUGGUAGACUGCAGUUAACCACAGAGAGAAUGCGAGAAGAAGAGAAUGAAGGGAUAGUCCAGUUAAGAAUAUUACGAACCCAGGAGGCUAUCAUCCAAAUAAUGAAAAUGCGGAAGAAAAUUACUAAUGCUCAGCUUCAGACUGAAUUAGUAGAGAUAUUAAAAAAUAUGUUCUUGCCACAGAAGAAAAUGAUAAAAGAGCAAAUUGAAUGGCUUAUAGAACACAAAUAUAUCAGAAGAGAUGAAUCUGAUAUCAAUACGUUUAUAUACAUGGCAUAGCCUAAGGAUUUACUGGAAAAUGCCAAGAAAUGUACAUUGGAAGUGGUUUGGGCAGAAAAACUACAAGGAGGCUGUGCUGUAGAAGGACUUGUUUGACCUGCAUUACUUACUCAGAUUCCUGCCUUACCUUACCAGAGGACUUUGUUUUGUCAAUCUCCUCUUCUUUUUUUUCAGUUAGCAUGAUGGCGUUCCCUUCAUCUUGUGCACAUUUUUAACAGCAUGCUGUUUUUGUGGGGAAACCACAUUCAUGGAGAGCCCAUUGUGAGAAUUUUAGGAUUUGAUCUGCACCUGGAAGAGAACAGAUCUGGGAUUUUUAUAUUAACUAAACUUGCACAAAGAAAAUUUUUCAGAUAUUCAUGCACUGAAAAACUUGCUAGUUUUCAUUUUCACAUAAAAAAGAGAGAAGCAAGUAGAUUAGAUGUAGCACUUCACUCUUUGUGUUUUGGAACAACUGCCUAAAUAUACUGUCCUCCUUUUGAUCUCUUUCCCAUGUAUCAUAUUUGAACAAAACACAAAUGCAUCCCAUCUCUAGAUACAUAUUUAUCUGUUAGCUUAAACAAGUGCUUCAGUAUGAAAAUUGGAUUUGAAUACUGGGACACUAGUAGUCCUAACAGGAUAUAUUAAAUAUGUCCCAUAGUUUGCUUCAAUCUCCCCCUUUUUUAAAAAUAAAAAAGUUCACUUUUAAGCACUGGUUUUCAUGGAAUGAUCUGUUUUUAGUGAAACAAAAUUAAAUAUUAAAUGUAUUUGUUUAUACAUUUAAUAGUGACAUUCACUAUUUUAGUAUACUUGCAGAAAUGUAAAUGCAUUAAACAUAACCAGUAAACAAUUCCCUCAAAAUAGAAAUUAACAUUUUUGACAAUCCUUAUAUAUAUAUGUAUAUCUUUCAUUAUUUAUUUGAGAAUAUCUAAUGUUACGUUUUUAAAUGUAAUUGUACUCUGGAAAAAAAACAAAAAUACAGUGUGGAAGAAGGCAAUAUUUUGUCCAAUUAGACCAGAUGACAGAUUGGUUAAUAGCACAGGCUGUCGACUUCUUCUACUGAAAACAGUUGCACCACAGCCCCAUAAGCGUAGUGGAACCUAUAGAACCCACCGCUAGUUGAAGGCCCUUUUCUCUUUUCCUUUUAAAAAUCUGCCUCAGAUUUGAAGCGAAGAAACACGUACUAAAGCUGUGAAAUAAAGUUUGCUAUAUUGAGAGGAGGCAAAUAAAUUACAGAAUUUCAGAUUAAAAUAAAUGCUAAUAAAGGACUCCAAGCUUUUGGCUUUUCUAAAAUGAUUUCCUGUUGUGCCAUAUUGCUAGCACCUCUUUGCAAAACUACCUUUGAAAGUUUAGCAAUGCCUACGAGUUCCCUUGUCCUUCAGUUGUUACCUGCGAUAGCAUUGGACUGUGGCUGCUGAUUUGGUAGAAAAGCAAGAUCAAGGCAGACUGUAAGUGUGGCCAAGUGAAUUUAGCAGGGGGGGCUACAUGUUACAGAUCAAACAGUGCCAGGAGUAUAAUCCAGUGGAAAUGGAAGUUAGCUCAGGCUGUAAGAUUUUCACCUUCUGAUUUUUCCUCUCUCCCCCCACUGUGUACAAUCUUGCGGAGUAAAUUUUAAGAGUGCGUGACUUGACCACGGGAGAAAAAAUUUGUCCCCUCCCAAAAUUCAUUCUCAGUGGAAACUGACCGUUGAAUUCUGCCUCAAAACCUUGUACUGAUGCACACAUGCAGAUUAUAACUACCAACUGCGAAGAAUGUUCUAGGGCUAGGUUGAGACAACCCUGCUCUGACGCAGUGGAGACUGCAGACGUUCAUGGGUUUUAAAAACAAGUGAAUGAAAACAGGGUGCUGACCUGAAGUCUCAUCUUCUGUAUGUGCAUUUUUUAUUACUUGUAGAAUAGAGAUUAAUAUUUUUUAAAGUGUUCACUGCAAACUUAACAUAGGAUUGUUAAAUUUCGAUCUCAAAAUGUUGUGAAUAAGAGUCAGAAAAAGUUGUACAUAUUAUCCGACAUUCAGUAUAUGUUAAAGGAAAGAAAACUAAAAUUGGUUUACCGGAAGUCUUUUGUACAUGCUACAGGAUUUCUAGAACUCCACAUUUGAUUUGGAAGUAAAGUUAGGAGUGGGUAGAAAAGACAAAACAGAUUGUUUAGAAAGUAUGUUCAUAUUUCUAAAAUUCUUUGGUAAGAGUCCUUUUGACUUACAUGCUUCCUGUUACUUCUGCUGUGAAGGGAGUAGGCAUGAGGCAGUGAAUAUCAAAGCAGCCCUCAACCUCAUAUUUAGUAAUGUCCAAAUGCUAGCAAUCUGACUUUCAGAAUGAUUCCUUUUCUUAGCAGGGCAAGUCUUUUAAAAGUUGAAUGUUGUGUCUGACCUCUAAAUAACUUAGUUUCGGCUUAAUAGAUGAGUCUGCAGAAUUACCUUUCUCUGCACUUCCUCUGCCCCUUGGAAACAGAGACAAGUGAUGUGUAAGGGAUUUUUUUUUCUGAAGGGAAAAUUGCUAGACGCCCCAGGCAUACGUGGAAGCAUUUGAUGAGCGCUCACGUGGCUGAUUGGGUGUUGCUAAUGGAAGCCUGUCCUUAUUUACAUUAAAAAAUACUGAGUACUAACUGUCUCUCACCUUUUAUACCUACUUCAUUCAUAAUUUAAGUGGGUUUAGGGCCCAGAAGAUAGAACAAACAGUAUGCUAUAAACAUAGUUCAGUACUUACGCACAUUGGAAUACAUGCCAUGUAAAACAUGAUUCAAAAUACACACCAGCAAUUUUCUUACAGCUGCAGCAUCACAUUUAGCAUUUUUGUUUGGACAUUUUCACCAAGGUCCCCUUAAGGCUAAUGUUGAGAGGGUAGACUAUACUGGCUUAAAAAUAUAUGCAGAAAUGUGGAAACAUUCACAUCUAAAAGUAAAUAAAAUAAUCAGUCAUUGCAAUAUGGCACUUUUCAGGCUGAUUUUUUAGCUUUGGAUUUUUUUUUCCCUCCAAAGACCUAGAAUAAAGAGGUGCUGCUUCUAGGAAAAAAAAGUUGUCACAAGCAUUGCCACUAUGGUUUGUAUUAGGUAAUAUUCUAAAUGUGAAAAAUAUUCUAUGAAAAAUAAUGUGGGUUGCAUUGAUUUUAACCAUAACUUAUAAAAUGCUUUGUCACAACUAAUGAGGUUCAUACUCUAUUUUGAAGUCUUCCAUUUUUUCUUAAUCCCAUUGAUGUCUGUGUGCUACCUAUUCAUUUAUUGUUUUUCUUGGAGCAUAGUGUAGUUAAAUUUAAGUUUUAGUGGUGGUUCUCUUCCGCCCUCCCCAUUUUUUUUAAAAGUAACAUGACCUGAGUAAUCAAACACUUUGGAUUUUAUUUGCAUUAUAGUAUCUUGUGAAAGGUACAAAUUUUAAAAUACAGAGGGGAGACAUUUUGAUAAGUUCAUGGACAAAUUUUGGUAUCUUGAGUGCAAAAUUAUUUUCAUGGAACUAGCUGGAAUGCUGUGUUUGUAAAUUCAAGGUUCUAUGUGUGAAAUAAAACAGUACUCAAGAGCAUUUCUGUUAAUAGACUAUAUGUAGCCUGGAGUGCAACGCAAACUUGAGUUUCUGAGGUUGUAAUAUCUAUCUACAUAUGGUAAUUUACAGUUUGAAUGUAUGCCACUACAUAUGAGAUAAUGCUGUACAAUUUUGACUGGUAGCAGUUUCUUGUAUGGCAGUCUGGCUGAACUAUUUUGAUGUACUGCUUAAUUUUUGGAUUUUAUUUUUUAAGUUGUAUAAUUUAUUUUCAUGCAAAUAAAAUGUAAUAUAAAAUA